GGGGUUGGCUGUUUUGAGAUCUGUCUUGGUGGUUCUGAACUUCUGAUAGUAAAGACAGACUAAGACAGUUAAUAUCCUUGAUGCGUUGUCGCAGAUUAUUACGUACGAAAACUAAUCGUAAGAUAAUCGAUUCUCAAAUCCUACAAAUUAUAUGUUGAAAUUUUAUUUUUAUAUUUGUUGAAGCCAUUGUUAUUUCUGCUGCGCAAGUGCAAGUACAGUAUGGCUUUUUUGGGUUGUCCAACAAAUAACAGUCCGGCGUUGAAUCUGUUGUACGCAAUCCCUGCAGAGCAGUUCGCUCUGGAAGAUCCCUAUGCCAACCACUUGCGUUACAGUUGUGAUUUCAACGUGGAGGCAGGACCUAAAUAUCCGCAGAUCCCGUCGUCUACUUGGACCGUAACAAUCACGAUUGGAGUCAAUGAUGCCAGCAUCGUGGCCAAGGUGGAACCAAAAGGACCAUCCGAAGAGACAACGUCGUCUGGUUCGCUGCUUGUGGAGUGCCGAGUUCGCCGGAAUUGGGUAGGAUCGUGUGACACUGUUGUGCAAAUCGAUGGAGAUGGCUGGACCACAACUGCUGCGGAGCCAGAAGAUCUUAGUGGACUUGUAACAAUGACAUCUCUGCCUUGCGGAAAAAAACAGUGCGCUCUAAAACAGACGGCUUUCGUGAAUGUGGAUUUGACAUUCCACAUUGACACGGAAUCUCUAAAUGCUGCGGUUAAUCGUGCCGAUUUGAAACAUCUUCUGGAUUCCCAACUGCUCUCGGACUGUACUUUGAUUUGCGAGGGACAUCAGUUCUCCGUUCAUCGCGCCGUUCUGGCUAGCCAGUCACCCGUCUUUGCCGCCAUGUUCCAGAACGACAUGACGGAGAAAUCCACGGGAAUCUGCAACAUUAAUGACAUGAGCGCUGAAGACCUGAAAGCCAUGAUCCGGUAUGUGUAUACACGAGCGGAUCUGGAAAAACAUUCCAGUUUGAUGAAGCUGUGGAUGGCGGCUGACAAAUACGACAUGGCGGAUCUGCGCGCUGAAUGUCUGUGUGUGAUGCUGGAGGCGGUUAGUGAGGCGCCGGUGGACCAGGCAUUGUCUUAUUUGAACUUUGCGCACGAGCAUAACCUGAAGAAGCUCCGAACCGCAGCGGCCCGAGUGGUCAGCAUGGACGUGGACGAUUCCUGAAUGAGCCUGACAUGUAUUACAGUCUGUACAGAAAACGCUUUCUUAGCCGUUGUAUACGCAAAAAGAUCUGAUGGAUGAUUACCCAUUGUACGCAAGGAUGGUUCCGAGUUGUUAGUUUAGCUGUCUGUCCGUACCUAAGUACUUCUAUUUGCAUAGCUGUACGUGGCAUUGUUUCUACAGUGAAAGGACUUGUUUUCUGCGUUUGAAUUUGGUACUGUACUCUAAAUAUCGUAUUUCGAGCAUCCGUGCAAAA
This is a messenger RNA of Paramacrobiotus metropolitanus, 1420 nucleotides long. RefSeq names its product kelch-like ECH-associated protein 1. Gene Ontology annotation, molecular function: ubiquitin protein ligase binding. The transcript is spliced from 2 exons. Gene Ontology annotation, cellular component: nucleus; cytoplasm. The coding region runs from base 220 to 1167 and encodes 315 amino acids. Gene Ontology annotation, biological process: regulation of proteolysis; proteasome-mediated ubiquitin-dependent protein catabolic process. The record is from RefSeq and is a predicted model, not a curated record. Lineage: Eukaryota; Metazoa; Tardigrada; Eutardigrada; Parachela; Macrobiotidae.